Molecule: messenger RNA, 1489 nt
Organism: Mercurialis annua (annual mercury)
Lineage: Eukaryota; Viridiplantae; Streptophyta; Magnoliopsida; Malpighiales; Euphorbiaceae
Exons: 10
Coding region: 62-1234 (390 amino acids)
Molecular function (GO): nucleic acid binding
Source: RefSeq, a predicted model, not a curated record
CCUUCUAUCUUCAUCCUCCUUCUUCCCCAGCUCUGUUUCACUAACACAAAAUUAAAAAAAAAUGCCAAUUUUCACAGCCUCUGUUUCACCUCAUCCCCAGCUUUUCUUCACCUUCAAUAAUGAACCUUUUUCCCCUCACUCCUCACUAUCUAUAGCUUCCUGUAGCAGCAUUAGCCAUUUCAAUGGCUGUAAACUGCUCCACAACAGGUCAAGAAACUCGAGUUUUACUUCCGCUAGGGUUUCCGUCUCCGACAAUUCUAACGAAUCAGCCACCGCUACUUCCACUGAUGAUCUCGAGGAAGAGUCGUCUGAUGAUAUUCGUCAGACACGGAGGUCUGCUGAUUGGAAAGCGGCACGGGCUUAUAAAGACAGUGGAUCAAUUUUUGAGGGUAGGAUUGAAGGGUGCAAUGGCGGAGGAUUUCUUGUUCGAUUUUAUUCGCUUCUAGGGUUUCUUCCUUUUCCCCAGUUGAGUCCAUCACAUACUUGUAAAGAACCACACAAAUCAAUCCAUGAUAUUGCAGAAGAUUUGAUUGGUUUGAAUAUUUCUGUGAAGAUAAUGCAAGCAGAUGAGGAGAACAGAACUCUGAUAUUCUCUGAAAAGGAAGCUAACUGGUCCAAGUUUUCUAAAAGAAUUAAAGUAGGCGAUAUUUUUAAAGGACGGGUAGGUUCUGUUCAGGAUUUUGGUGCCUUUGUUCACUUGCUCUUCCCUGAUGGUUUGUAUCAUCUCACUGGACUAGUUCAUGUCUCUGAGGUUUCUUGGGAUUUAGUUCAUGAUGUAAGAGAUGUUCUUACAGCGGGCCAAAAUGUGAAGGUCAAAAUUAUAAACAUUGAUCGGCAAAAGUCAAGGGUGACACUGUCAAUCAAACAGUUGGAAGAAGAUCCAUUGUUAGAAACUUUGGACAAAGUAAUUCCUCAGGAUGGUUCUGUCGGUUCUGAUCAUUUGGCCGUGAAUGACAAUAGUGUGAUUGAUCCUCUUCCGGGGCUUCAAGAAAUAAUUAAGGAGCUACUACGUGAAGAUGGUGUAGAUGAUGUUAGAAUCAACAGACAAGGUUUCGAGAAACGUGCUGUUUCACAAGACCUGCAACUUUGGCUUUCAAAUGCACCACCUGUAAAUACGACAUUCAUCCUUCUUGCUCGUGCUGGACGGCAGGUGCAAGAAAUACAACUGACAACAACACUUGAUCAAGAAGGUAUAAAGAAGGCACUGCAGCGAGCACUCGAACGCAUCCCGUGAUGUGAAUUCUUGUCUGGUAAUGUUGAUGUGAAUUCUUUUUCAUUUGAUUUUUUUCUUCUCCUGGUGCUGUACAGCAGUUAUUACAAACCCAAACCCAGUUACUGCAGUUUGUCCACCAAUAUGGAAGGUGUAAAUCGGAACUGCAUGUUUUUUGAAAGAAAGCAUCAUAAGUUUAAAUGUCAGUUCCAAACAAUAGUCAGAAAAUAUUAAAAUUCAUCUUUCUUGAUAAUAUGAUGAAGAAAGAGUAUUUGAUGA